UAACGAAGAAGAAGGAGAACCGGAAGUAGAAGGGGGGUCAGCCAGAGAAAGCGCCAGUAAAGAUGUCUCCGCCGUCUCACUUCGACUUCACUGAAGCCAGAGAUAAAUUUACGGCUGCCACUAAAAGUGCUGUAGAUAUCAGGAACUGUAAACCCCUGACCAACGCUUUCAGCCACCUGCCUGGAAAUGAAACUGAGAAGAAAGCCACUCUUGAUCAAGCCCUGCGUGGAGUUCUUGAAGAGCAGAUUGUGAAGCAGAAAGUGAACGUUGAAGAUUUCCUUUCUCUGAUCUACAUCAGUAUAGACGGUGUGACUGAAGGCAUCUGCUCUGCUACCACUCCUUUUCUUCUGCUGGGAGAUGUUCUCGACUGCCUUCCUCUGGACCAGUGCGACAAAAUCUUCUCCUUUGUUGAAGAAAAUGUGUCUACAUGGAAAUCUAAUACCUUUUACUCUGCUGGAAAAAAUUACUUGUUAAGAAUGUGCAACGACCUGCUCAGGAGACUCUCGAAGUCUCAGAAUACAGUGUUUUGUGGACGAAUCCAGCUGUUUUUAGCACGUCUCUUUCCUUUGUCAGAAAAAUCAGGCCUGAACUUACAGAGUCAAUUCAACCUUGAUAACAUCACGGUGUUCAACAAAAAUGAGCAGGAUAGCACACUUGGACUGCAGCACGCAGAGGUUAAGGAGGAAGGGAUGGAGGUGGAGGAGGGAGAGAUGGGUGAUGAAGAUGCACCUGCUCCCUGCUCCAUUCCUAUUGACUACAACUUGUACAGAAAAUUCUGGACCCUGCAGGACUAUUUCAGAAACCCUGUACAGUGCUACGACAAGUUCUCAUGGAUGACUUUCCUUAAGUAUUCAGAUGAGACACUAGCUGUGUUCAAGAGCUUCAAACUGGAUGACAUGCAAGCCUCAAAGAGAAAGCUGGAGGAGAUGAGGACUGCUGCUGGAGACCACGUCUACUUUGCCAAGUUCCUCACCAGUGAGAAAUUGAUGGACCUUCAGUUGAGUGACAGCAACUUCAGACGACAUAGUCUGCUUCAGUAUCUCAUCCUCUUCCAGUAUCUCAAGGGCCAGGUCAAGUUCAAGAGUUCCAGCUGUGUUUUGAAUGACGAUCAGUCUUUGUGGAUUGAGGACACGACCAAACUAGUCUAUCAGUUACUGAGAGAAACCCCUCCAGAUGGUGACAAGUUUGCGUCGAUGUUUGAGCACAUCCUGAACACAGAAGAAAGCUGGAACUCUUGGAAAAAUGAAGGCUGUCCAAGCUUUGUGAAAGAAAGACCAGCAGAGACCAAACCCAUCCGUCCCAGCAGAAAGAGACAAGCACCAGAGGACUUUUUGGGGAAGGGCCCUGAUCGCAAAAUCCUCAUGGGAAAUGACGAACUCUCAAGGCUCUGGAAUCUAAACCCUGACAAUAUGGAGGCCUGCAAGUCAGAUAGCAGGGAGUUCAUGCCAUCACUGGAGGACUUUUUUGAGGACGCUAUCGAACAGGCAGAUCCAACUAACAUGGUGGAGGAAGAAUACAAAGUUGUGCGUAACUCAAACUACGGCUGGCGAGCCUUGCGAUUGCUCUCCAGAAGGAGUCCUCACUUCUUCCAGCCCACCAACCAGCAGUUCAAGAGUCUGGCAGACUAUCUGGAAAACAUGGUCAUCAAACUGGCCAAAGAGCUUCCUAAAGACCUUCCUUCUGAGGAGAUAAAAACAGGCGAGGAGGAUGAUGAUGAGAAUGGAGAUAACCUGUUAAAAGAGAGCAAUGACAGUCCCAGCAUUCAGAGCAAGGCCGUGACCAACAGUCAGAUGGACGAGAUCGCAGCCAAGCUUGGGUCGCAGUGGAAGACGCUGGCAGACCACCUGGAGAUGAGCGAGAAGGAGAUCCGCGUGAUCGAGUCUGACAGCGAGGAUGUAGAACUACAGGCCAAGAUGCUGCUGGUGGCCUGGCAGGACCGAGAAGGCCCUCAAGCUACGAUGGAGAGCCUGGUCACGGCUCUGAACUCGGCUGGUUUCAGUAACAUCACAGAAGGUCACAGUGAAACAUAACAGCAACAUUUUCUUUUGUUUUAAAUUUUGACUGCACUUCAAUGAAAUGCAUUCUUUAGCUACAUUUUUUAAUUAAAUGUUCAUUUGAAAUCGGUCAAUAGUUUUGUUUGUAAAAUACACACGAGAGUGUCAAUGGCAUGUUUAUUUCACCGUUUAUGAAAAGCCAGUAGUCAAUAAUUUAUUACAGAGCUCAAGUUCUCUUACUCUGACAGAUGAGUUUACAGUGGCAUUUGUUGCAUGGUAGCUAAAGACAUAAGCAGUAAUUGAGCAUAAAGACAUCCUCUCAAAGUGCUUCGAUAUGAAAUCCACCUUUGAUAAGUUUCAAUACACAACACAUCCUUGUAAACAAAUUGCAUUUCUUUUGGUGAGAUCCCAGUAUCACACAACCUCUUCUUGAUGUAUUCAAGUCUGAAACUUGAGGCCAAGAACAUCUUUAUAUACCAAGUCACUACUUCUCCUGCGGGAGGAUACCGUCUAUUGAGUAUGAACACCUUUUCACAGGCUUAAAAAAAA
Molecule: messenger RNA, 2543 nt
Organism: Sinocyclocheilus rhinocerous
Lineage: Eukaryota; Metazoa; Chordata; Actinopteri; Cypriniformes; Cyprinidae
Product: THO complex subunit 1-like
Exons: 21
Coding region: 63-2030 (655 amino acids)
Biological process (GO): mRNA export from nucleus; signal transduction
Cellular component (GO): THO complex part of transcription export complex
Molecular function (GO): protein binding
Source: RefSeq, a predicted model, not a curated record